AUGGACCUCCUCUCCAUGGAGGACGAGCUUUUGGAGAACAGCAGAAACGUCAUCGACAGUUGUGUCUACUUCCACAAGAUGGCUUGUCAGUGGUACGACAGCAGCAAGCAGGCGGGGUACAGUAAGUAUGAGUUUGCCAAGAACUGGAAGAAUUUGCUGAGGGAGAUGAUUGAUGUGCAGAAGAUUGCCUACGUUAAGGCGGCGGAGUUUUGCGAGAUGUUGGAAGAUGAAGCUUGAUUGUGA
This is a messenger RNA of Zophobas morio, 243 nucleotides long. RefSeq lists its product as uncharacterized. Lineage: Eukaryota; Metazoa; Arthropoda; Insecta; Coleoptera; Tenebrionidae. The record is from RefSeq and is a predicted model, not a curated record. The transcript has a single exon. The coding region runs from base 1 to 237 and encodes 78 amino acids.